Molecule: messenger RNA, 1467 nt
Organism: Seminavis robusta
Lineage: Eukaryota; Bacillariophyta; Bacillariophyceae; Naviculales; Naviculaceae
Source: the annotation of a GenBank genome assembly
AUGCCCUCUACGACGAAACAAGUGUUGCAGAUGCUGUCCAAGCACAGCUUAUAUAUAAUGCUGGUGUUGGGUAGCUUCAUUUCCUUACUCCAUCUUCCCUUCUCCAACGACCGGAUCUUGCCAGAAUGGAACGAUGAAAGCAUGUUACCCACGCUGCGUGGUGGGGAUAACAGGACUAAACGAUUCAAAGCGACAACCUGGGAACCUCCUCAUCCCUUCAAUUUGACGCAUUGCAUGAGCUUGCGAAUCAAGGGCGUCGAAGAGACAUUAAACUUUGAAGACAAUGUGCACCUGUUAAAGCCCUUUGCGGAGAAUGGACGAAACGUACGAGUCGGAGUUUCGCUGUAUGAAGACAGCAAUGAUUUUUGGAGCCUCAACGGGAAUGGGUAUGUGCACUUGUACCAUUAUCUCGAAUUCAUAUUAUACGCCUACACGGCAAUGGACCAGGUGGCCAACACUGUGGCGCCUCCAGCCGCUGGUCAUGAAACGAGUCUGUCCGAAAGUCCCGUCCAAGUGGCAUGGGUCCAUGCACCCCAUUUUACACGAAAAGAACUCAAGGGCGACAAGGAUACCAACCAAAUGAUUGCCGAUUUGGCAUUUUGGCAAUCCUCCAUUUUGGGCACUACCAAACUCAAGGGCUUGGAAGACAAUGACGACAAAACGCGAGCCAUGCAUCCACAAUAUACAGGAAAAAUGCCCGAUGGUGUUUUGGAAUGGGUGCGAGAAAAAAAGCGACAAUAUCAAAUUCCAAGAAACAGCAAACGACGCAAUAAUUGGAGCACCAUGGCGGAGGAAGCCGAUGCCGUCAUUUUUGUCAAUCGACAUCGGUGCGAUCACAUGGCAUUGGGAGUGAUGCAUGCCAAAUUGUCCAAUCCAGGAUACUUUCCCAGCGAAGCAUGGAGCAAAGAUAUUGCGCAAGGAUUAAAAGACACGACAUCGAGUUUGGAACAGAAAGAAAAAGACAAGAACAAAUUUGUUGCCUGCUACAUUGACCGACAAAACAAUGCCAGACGCAUGCCCGAUGAAGAACACGAGUGGUUGGUACAAACCUUGACGGAUCAUCCCGAUGUAUCCUUUCGACACUUGCACAUGGAACGAUAUCCGGCGUUGGAACAGUUCCGAAUUUCACACACGUGCAACAUGAUGAUUGGAGUGCAUGGGAACGGAUUGUCCCACAUGUUGUGGAUGCCCAAGGGCAGUUGGGUGGUCGAAUACUGGUGGGACACGGACUUUGUAUGGUGCUACGGUGUCCUCGCUUUACUCAUGAAUCACGACUUUCGCGCCUUUUGGAGAGGAAAACCAAUAUUGCAACAGCGAAUCCUCGACCGAGAUGUUUCAUUGCAGUCAGAAUUGAAUGAAAAACUACGACACAGCAAGAUCGACACCGAGCUGUCACGACGAGAGUUCAACGAAUUUUUGAACAAUGCGCUUGCCAAAUUUGCCAAGGAUCAGGAAAGCAAGCAAUGA